ACUCUUUUUAUCGGAUCGCAUCCGAUCUGCAAGCUUUCCGAAAGUUUGAGCUUCUUUCCAAACCUUCGAUUCUUCAAGGUCUAUUCCCACGCUCUUUCUUUCAACCACCUUCCCCAGGUUCCAAUUGGAGAAGCGUGGUGGGUACGCUACUUCCUAUCGUCUCUCUUAACAGAUUCUACUCUUUCUUUUUUUCCUUUUUUCUUUUCUUUAGCUGUAGGAAAAGACCGGGAGGCCCAAUGGCGACGGCCCGCAUCCCCGCCCUGCGCAACCUGCUAGGCCGACGGCUGCCCCUCCGGCCGCCGCCGGCCCAGCAGCGCCGCUGGGCCCAAGUCCAUGACGUACGAUUCCUAGCGACGACCCAGGCGAGCCGCAGCGUGACGGAGAAGUACCGCGAGAAGCUCGACCGCAAGGCGCGCGAGGAGGGGCUCAGCGACAUCGGCGAGCUGAAGGAGGCGUACCGCGACCGCAUCCAGGAGCUCAAGAAGAAGGACAGCGUCCGCAUUCCCGGGCUCGACGCGCUGCUCGCAGAUGAACCCGCGCCGGGGACCACCACCACCGCCGCGACGAAUGCCGCGCAAGCACAGACUAAUAAUACGAGCGAAGCUUCGGACAAGCCCACUCAGACACCGCCACCCUCGCCGCACACGGGCCCCGACCAAACAACAACAACCUCGUCCAUUAAACCACUCUCCUCCAUCCUCGACCUGCAUAAAGCCCGCGCGCUGCCCGAGAAGGAGCUCUCAGCAAUAUGGCGGCUCCGCCACGCCUCCUCGCCGACCUCUCUCUGCGCCGUGAUCCCAGCUCCCACAUACGCAGCUCUCGAAGCCACCGCGCGCAGACACCCUACUUUUGUCUUACCGGUGCCGCGCGGCGCCGACGUCGGCGCCGAGAUACACUUCCUGCAGUGGGUGUUCGACGGCGGCUCGCGCACGGCGACGGUGUUGUUCACGCAGCUCGCCGAGUACAAGGCGCGCGGCGAGUGGGCGCAGCCGCACACGAGCGUCACGCACUACUUCGACGAGGGGCUCGCGGAGGCGCCGGGCGUGGUGCUCAUGGCGGGCAGUGUGGUCGAGGGCCGCGGGGCGAGUGUCGCGGACGCGAGGUGGCUUGUUAUGCUUUUGCAGCGCUUCUACGGCGGCGAGGGCAAGGGCGGGGAUCAGGGGAAGAGGAGGUUGCUGGAGCAAUUUGGUCGCGGGGACGGGGCGUUUAGCGUGGAGAGGUUGUUGGAGGAGAGCGAGAAGUUGGGUUAAGAGGAUUAAGGACUCGAAGUGAGACUAAAACUAACUGCCAACUGUCGAGUCUACUAUGCUACGCAACAGUACACUCGACGAUGGUCUGUACACCCAUGGAUGGGCAUACGAAGUAUAUACGGGCCCCCAAGGCUGGUUCCACAUCGGCUAAACGACUGACCACGCCGUUUACGAAUAGAGGAUGGAGAUACCAAUAACAAAAGGACA
Messenger RNA from Annulohypoxylon truncatum, 1457 nucleotides. RefSeq names its product ATP11-domain-containing protein. Lineage: Eukaryota; Fungi; Ascomycota; Sordariomycetes; Xylariales; Hypoxylaceae. The record is from RefSeq and is a predicted model, not a curated record. The transcript has a single exon. The coding region runs from base 237 to 1250 and encodes 337 amino acids. Gene Ontology annotation, biological process: mitochondrial proton-transporting ATP synthase complex assembly. Gene Ontology annotation, cellular component: mitochondrion.